UAUUGUGCUUUUGUGCUUGCAGACAGGCAGGCGAUAGUCUCUUCUGUCCAUCCUCUUCGCCAGCUGCCAUAACGAAACCCCACUGUGCUCAUGACUCUUUGCGCAGUCUGGUAGACUACAGAGUAUACAGACCUCUACAUUAUAGCCUUCACCGUCGGUUUUGCCAACCGAUUUUAAUGAUACUCAAAGGACCGUCUAAUUUACCGGGCCACGGUCGGCGCCUGUGAUUAGAAUGUCGAUGCGCAUGACGAUUCGAUCAUUCAAAGGGGAGGAUCAGCUCUAACAUUCUGUGUCAAAUUACGGCAUUUACGCUGUCUGUAGUCAUUAUAAGGCUUCAAAGGUUAGGCUUCUCAAUUGACGGUUUCUAAUAUUAUUUUUUAGAUCGAAGUAUUGUUUAGGUUUAGUCUAAUCAGAUCUACGGUUACUCGGCUACUACGCUUUCAAGGAUACGACGACAACACGAGUCGUCUAAGGAUCAUCUGUGUCAACGAGCUGAGGAGAAACCGUAAAAAUGUUCGAGACGAGAGGGAUUCCUUUUAUUCUGCUUGACAUCGCCUGUCUAAUUCUCGCGGGACUGCCCCUGGCAGCCCUUAAAUUGGGCCAAAUCAAGCCCUAUCAGAGGGGCUUUUUCUGUAACGAUGACAGCAUCAGCUACCCCUUCCACUCCAGCACAGUCACCUCCAAUGUGCUCUAUGGUGUGGGCUUCACUUUGCCCAUUUGCUCUAUGGUCUUUGGAGAGUGCCUUUCGGUCUAUCUCAAACGCAUCAAAUCAAAGUCCUCUUUCAGCAACAUGUAUGUGGCCUGUGUUUAUAAAGCCAUCGGCACAUUUGUGUUCGGGGCAGCCAUGAGCCAAUCUCUCACUGACAUCGCCAAGUAUUCGAUUGGCCGGCUCCGACCCCACUUCCUGGACGUGUGCAAGCCUGACUGGAAGCUGAUCAACUGCACGGCAGGCACCUACAUAGAGGACUUUACCUGCACAGGGGACGCACACUUGGCCAAUGAGGGCAGGCUGUCUUUCUACUCUGGCCACUCCUCCUUCUCCAUGUACUGCAUGCUGUUCCUGGCACUGUACAUUCAGGCCAGGCUGCAGGCAGGGUGGGCCAGACUCCUGAGACCAACCCUACAGUUCUUCCUGAUCGCGGCGUCUGUGUACACCGGACUGUCUCGUGUGUCUGACUACAAACACCACUGGAGCGACGUCCUGGUUGGCCUUAUCCAGGGAGUGCUCAUGGCCACACUGGUAGUCUUCUUCGUGUCUGACUUCUUCAAGAAGAAGGUUGAGCCUCAGAAGGAGGAUAUUCCCCACACCACCCUGCAGGAGACACCCACAAAUGGAAACCACUACGACAGCAGCCCCAACUAAACUAUAAAGGAGAGGAGGAACCAUCCGGAACCAUACAUGGCGUGUAGCCAGUGGGGAAGUGUUUACUGCAUGCGCAUCAUACCCCACUAAGGGACGGACCACUGGGGUGGACAGAAAGGCUAAGUACCAAAUGGCCCCCUAUUCCCUAUAUAGCAUAGCCUAUAGGGCUCUGUCAAAAGUACUGUGUAGGGAAAUAGGGUGCUAUUUGGAGUGUUGCCAAACCUGUGAAUGUAACCCUGCUUUGUGCAUUUCUGACCUGGAGCCUAGCUCCCUAUUGAACAUUGAGUCACACCCAUGUUGCCUUGGCUGGACUGCUACUAUCAUAGCUUCCUUUGUAUUAUCAUUACUAUCCCAACAAGACUAAUAUAAAUGUAUCUAUCUAUCUCAACAAGACAAAUAUAAUGUAUCUGUACCUGACUAUCCCAACCAGACUAAUAUAUCUGUACCUGACUAUCCCAACAAGACUAAUAUAAUAUCUGUACCUGACUAUCCCAACAAGACUAAUAUAAUAUCUGUACUGACUAUCCCAACAAGAGACUAAUAUAAUAUAUCUGUACCUGACUAUCCCAACAAGACUAAUAUAAUAUCUGUACCUGACUAUCCCAACAAGAGACUAAUAUAAUAUCUGUACCUGACUAUCCCAACCAGACUAAUAUAAUAUAUCUGUACCUGACUAUCCCAACAAGACUAAUAUAAUAUCUGUACCUGACUAUCCCAACAAGAGACUAAUAUAAUAUAUCUGUACCUGACUAUCCCAACCAGACUAAUAUAAUGCAUCUGUACCUGAAGCAACAAAAGAGACAAACAAAAUACCUUUUUUAUCCAUCCGUAUGUAAAAAAAAUCACUACAGACGUUUUUUUUAAUUAAAAUUGUGUUAACUAUGUACAAAUGUGUUGCACUUUUUGGAAGGAAAAAAAGCCAUUUCAUGCUUAUUAACAUGAAUACAAAUAAAAAAUAUUUAAAAAACA
Salvelinus fontinalis (brook trout) is the source of this 2332-nucleotide messenger RNA. Its product is annotated as phospholipid phosphatase 1-like. Gene Ontology annotation, biological process: phospholipid dephosphorylation; phospholipid metabolic process; signal transduction. NCBI's taxonomy places the organism in Eukaryota, Metazoa, Chordata, Actinopteri, Salmoniformes, Salmonidae. The transcript has 6 exons. Bases 512 to 1363 code for a protein of 283 amino acids. Gene Ontology annotation, molecular function: phosphatidate phosphatase activity. The record is from RefSeq and is a predicted model, not a curated record.